UACUGUCAUCGGUUUCCGCUUUCACUAUCGUUUAUAACCUCUAUUUAUUAUACAAAAUCGUCCGGCGCUGCAUGUUCGAACCAAAGUAUCUUAUUACAUCUACCCCAAUACCGCAGUUGAAAAAUUUCUCAAAUGCAAGAGUGAGAGUUCAUUUAGACAGGCAUGCUUUUUGUCAUUGUCUUGAUUGAGACUGUGGCAACACGCCUAUUUCGUUGUCUACGUCAUCUUGCGUUGCCUCCCGUUUUAGGUCCAACGCGGAUCUGCUGUUUGUUGUGCUUGUGGUUUCAGCGUUCAGACCGGCCGAAGAAUACAAUGCAAUACCUGCAAGUAAUUAUUAUCUCGUUGAAUGCCAAACAUUUCUUACACUUGCAUAAUUCCCGGUUCAGAGUUGUCAACGUACCCGGCUAAUUUUUCCGGCGGUGCAAAUGCUAUUGCUCCAGCGUGUUGAUUCACUUUUGGACAAUCCACUGACAUACGGGCCGGAGAGAACAUCUCUGUACAAAAACUCAUUGGAUACAGGGCUGGUGUAUCUAGGACCGUAGCAAGCACACAAUAUGGAGAGGACGAACAAAUAUGGAUGCAUGAGUCAACUAGAAUAUCUUAUAACAGGGCCUUAUUCAUCUUAUAAUUGGCGUACUGGGACUAAAACGAGAAAUAGAUAAGUAGUAGAUAAGAUAGAAUUUAACCAGGGGCCCAUGUUAGCAUGACAAGGGAGAAACGACUGCUCCAUCAAGGAGACUUCGCGAGGAGACGCCAUCGUCCCGAUGUGCUACUAUCAAGGGCCAUCCGUAUCUUCGAAUGUUGGUCUGACCACCACCUGAGCUAAAGCCUUUUCUAGCCAUCAGGCCGAAGGGAAAUCUGACUUCGGUGAGGUUGAGCUUACCUCUUGUGCAAGAGAAUAUUUCAGACUACACUUGUCUUCUAGGCUGGAAAGCGAUCGAGAUACAUAGAUCAUAAUGAGCUAAAGAACUAGAGCUUUCCAUUCGUCUGCCGCCUACAGGCAACUCAGAUCCUCACUGUUUCUUGGUUCAGGGUACCAAGCCUGACCUCAGAAUAACCACAGGCCCUGACACAUCGAUUUGAAAGUUAUUAAUCGCCCAACUCUAGGCUAAAAGCAGGCAAUUUGAAACCAACACUAACCUUGCUCUUCCUUUAGCGUCCUAAGAAAUAAUUACGACAGCCCGGCUUCCGAAGAUAUUUAAUUGCGGAAACAAAAAUUUAAUUUGUCCGGUGUUUCUGAUUUACACUCGGUGCUCAAGCAGUCAUUGAACCAAGUACGAUCAUUAGCGGUGAAUGUGCGGGCUAAAUUUUGGUAGGAAUGUGGUUGCAUACAGUUGGUGACCUAACUCAUGAAAUGUGUCGUAAUUUACGAAUGAUUGCCAAUCACUCGCAAACCAACGCCAUUUCAUGAGUCCUAUUUCUUUGUUAAUUAAGUACAAGUUUAAAAUAAUUAAAGGCAUAAAAGAAAUGUUAAAGGCAGUGCUGCGUUGCUUCGAAAUGCCAGUUUAUUUUGAAAAACGCUAUUUCUCGAAAACGUCAGAAAUGGCUCUAAUUAAGGAAAGUUCGUUUUUAGAUGUAUAUGAUGUAUUCUCAUACCAAAAACGUAGUAAAUAUGAAUGUAGACAUAAAAUAACGUCCAAUAACAGUGUUUUAGUGAAGUUUACAUCUAAAUAUCGUUUAAUAAGUAGUGUGAUAUCAUUUAUGAUGGUUUGUCAACUACCUACAUUCCGAAUGUAGAUUCCAAAACAGCUUUCCAAUGUUUCGUCUUUAAUUUUAUUUCUUUGAUGUAAAUGAGAUGGGGUUCAACAAGAGACGCUGGAUUUUGCUUGAGUUCGCCGAUGGGGACGUCGUAGGAACAACAGUUUUCAUAAGGUGACAUGCCAUGAGGUCGGUGGGUGCCUAAUAAAUUUAAAUAGAACUGACAGGCGUGAUCGUAAACAUACCAUUUUGUGUUUAUAGAGCGGAAUUUUCUUCCGUUAAAUUAAUGUACACUUCUCGUGCGUUUUCGAUCACGUUGAGUUUCAGAUGGGUCGCGAAAUGUUGCUGAAUACUUCAUGAUUUUUAGUGUUUUCACCGGAUCUUCCAUAAACACAGAUUCUGAAUCAUCUGCCUGUUGAAAACUUUAAAAUAAGAUUAUUCUUGAAGGCAUUUACCGAAUUAGUGAGUGUUCGGGCGCUGUUUUUCACGAAGAUGGUCGUUUGGGUCAUAUGUGAAGACUUAUUCAAAUAUCAACCUUCAUUUUCGAGAAAAAUGGCUGUGUACAACGAAAGUCACCAACGAAUAUGUCUUCGAUAAAUACGAAAACAUUCCUUAAUAAGUUACCUCUUUAAGAAGCACUCUGUUGACGGAUCUAUGUGUACUUUGCAUUUUUGCACGGCGAGGCCAAGUAAAAAUUUGACACUUUUGGCCGUUUCUUUCAUGUCCCUUAGAAAUACUAAUAUUUUUCUACCGUGAACGUAAGAACACGCCUUUUUCUAUAUAUUGAGGCCAUUUCCGCUGUUUUUGCUCGCUUUUAGACUCCGUUCUUCGAUAAUGAAUGCACGGCAGAGUGCCCAUAUAAAUACUGAUAUUUUGCUGGAACUAUAAAUGUUUUGCUCGUCUGACUUUUGAAUAAGAUAUACACAGAAGCUAAACUACACGAAAAGUAGUGCUUCAUAUGUUUAAGGCUGGAAAUGACCAUUACGUGGUGGUCAUCUAUGUGACAUCAGGUAGAAUUUUCCAAACGGCAAAACAAUUUCAGCCCACUUAAACGAGGGAAUCCCUAUCUGCGUUAUUACUACACUUUUGUGGACCAGAUCCCACAGAUCUGCUAAUUUGACAUUUAGGAAUUGAUAAAACCUCUAGUUUUCUUAAGUGACCUUUGUCUUAGCAGAUUGAUUAUCAUGGUUAACAUCGGACAUAACAUAAAUUUUCCAGUUCAGCUUAAUCUGUUUAUUAAAACGCUCGGGGGUAAAUUACUAUCCUCUCAAUGAAAAAGUCCCUCAAAUAAGUAACCGGAGUCUAGGACAUGUAUUAGCAUAUGAAAUUGCCCGAAUAUAUUCCAACGUCCAUUUUCGCUAAAAUCUACUGAUAUUUUACUUUAUAUAAUUACUUAAACACAAUUUCUGCACAAGAAAAGGACAUUUUAUUGAAGGAAGUAGAUGAGCGAACAAAAUCCUCAACGUUAAAGGCGCCCAGAAAUUCUCUCAUCAGAUUCGGUUAUCAGAUUUCAUGAGAUAGGUCACGCACUGUUUGUACGAUUAUUGUAUAAUAAUUCAAAUACUUUGGGAUGUUAGCUAUUGGAUGAAUAUUUUCCGCCUUUAUCGCGUCUUCACGUUUGCAGGGCGCACGUUUGUUCCGUUUUUCCUCAAUGCUGCUCAACUGGUUCUUAGAAAGCAGCGAAAUAACAAGUUUUAACCCCAUUUUUCUUUUAUCAAGGCUUGCUGUUCGUGGUUUUGUAGGUUGUUGCAGCAUUACGACUGCAUGGAGGCGGUCUUCAGUGACUCUCAGUCAGCCGAAGGCACUUUUGUGGACCAGUCUUGUCCAUCAACGGUCUCCAGCCAUCUUCAGCCUGAAUCUUAUAAAUGCCACACGUGUUCCUCCCGCAAUAUCAAUCCUGCCCUGCUAGAGAAACUGCGGGUCAAUAUGCAGCAGCGUCUGUCGGCAAAUCUUUUGUCUGGUUUGGAGCAGGGGGAUCUUCAAGCUACAUCGACUUCCCCAUGUAGUAUGAGUAGUGCUCAGGUUUUGGCCAAUGCUACUGAUAGAGCGCGCCAGCUAGGCCUUAUUGUGGAUUCCAACCCUGUGGCUUCGGACAGACUUCAUACAGACGUUGGCGGAAUGCAUUCCACCUGCAGUAAAUCGGUAGGAGCUUUCUAUUGA
Molecule: messenger RNA, 3858 nt
Organism: Spirometra erinaceieuropaei
Lineage: Eukaryota; Metazoa; Platyhelminthes; Cestoda; Diphyllobothriidea; Diphyllobothriidae
Source: the annotation of a GenBank genome assembly